This is a messenger RNA of Dreissena polymorpha, 1779 nucleotides long. RefSeq names its product glutathione peroxidase 1-like. Lineage: Eukaryota; Metazoa; Mollusca; Bivalvia; Myida; Dreissenidae. Gene Ontology annotation, molecular function: glutathione peroxidase activity. The record is from RefSeq and is a predicted model, not a curated record. Gene Ontology annotation, biological process: response to oxidative stress. The transcript is spliced from 3 exons.
CAUAUUGAGACAUAAACAAUUGUAAACUGUAAUCACAGUUAAUCGAAGGGUGCCAGCUAAGUUAAGAUAGCCUAGAUCAGGAUUUUGAAUAGUACAUGGCAUUAUCGCUGGAGUUAAAUCCGCCGAUUACAUAGGAUGUGUUUAUACAGCGGAAAUAUGGCAAAGAACUUUAAGCCGUGUUAGGAAUUAUUUGAGAAUUAGGGAUAGAGUAAUAAAACACAUAUUCAGGUCAAAGUGUUAAACAUUUAUUGUUGGUAGAAAAGAUCUGAUCAGAAACAAAAAAGCAACAAAACACGCGCUGACGUUCUUUUUAAGGACAGGAUUUAUGUAAAGGUUACCGGUUUUCUCUGAAUAUGGCAUCCAAGGGGCCAGCGGCCAUACAGACCCUGUUUGAGUUCACUUGCAAGACGCUGCGUGGCGAGCUCGUGCCCCUGAGCAAGUUCCGCGGGCGCGUGAUUCUCGUGGAGAACGUGGCCUCGCUCUGAGGUUCGACUGUGCGGGAUUACAGCCAGAUGAACGAGCUGGUUGCCAAGUUCGGCAAUAAGCUCGUUAUCCUGGCGUUCCCGUGCAACCAAUUUGGACAUCAGGAGAACGGUAACGGCGAAGAGAUCUACAACUCUCUGAAACACGUGAGACCAGGGGACGGGUUCGUUCCGCAGUUUGAACUCAUGGAAAAGUGUGACGUUAACGGAGCUAGCGCGCAUCCAGUGUUCGAAUUUCUCCGUACCCGGCUGCAGACGCCGAGCGACGAUGGAAUUAAUUUGAUGAAAAAUCCGAAACUAAUUAUAUGGGAGCCAGUCACUAGGACGGAUAUAGCGUGGAAUUUUGAGAAGUUUCUCGUGGCGCCGGAUGGGACCCCAUUUCAGAGAUAUAGCAAACAGUUUCACACGAUUAAUUUGAAGCAUGAUAUUCAGCAUCUUAUUGAUAAGUUCCAAAUAUAAAUAUAUUUAUUAAUAAAUUAAUGUACAAUUAGCUUUAUUAACAACGUUUCAUCUUAAUUUUGUAAAUCUUUCAAUGCAUUUAAGGGUAAAUUCUCUGGAGUAUUACUUUAAAUUUAAUGAGGAAACAGUUUUAAAUGCUAUGCAAAAAAAGUUCGUAAUGGUCUACUCCAAAUUACUGUUGUUAUUAUAUAUUAAAGCACAUAUUCUUCUUUAACACUUUCAAAAUAUUCUUUACAUUAUGAUGUGCGUUGAAUGUCAAAGCAUGACAUUGCCCUUUUUAAUGUCAGUCUAGUAGAAAGUGUACAAUAUUGUGCAUUCAAAAUAGGUAGUUUUACCCAAAGUUGUUGGGCUGGCAAGUUGGGACCCUUGCCAAUUCACUGAAACACUAUCACUUAUUCUAUCAGUGUUUCAUAAAACAAAAAUUUUCAUCACUUUGACAAAAAAUCUAAUAUUAUAUAUAGGAACAUAUAUAUUAUAUCAGGAAUUGUUUGUUUGUCAAAGUGAUGAAAAAUGUUAAUGACACACUGAUAGUGUUUCAGUGAAUUUGCCACGCGUCCAACACUUGUGGUUUUACCAUGAACAUCUUAAAUGUUAAGUUAGUAUACAACUAAAUGUAUUAGAGGUUGUUAAAAACAUGUUGCUAUUUUUGUUUACAAUGAUUUAUGCUUGCUGGAGUGAAUUUGUUGAUGAUUAUUCUAUUUACAUGUUUGUGCAUUGACUAUUUUUCAAAGUGGUGUGCUCAUGAUUGGUAUAUCAUAAACCAUGUGCAGUGAUGUACCAGGAUGCUUGUCUAUACUUUGAGAACUAGUCGAUUUAAAAUAAAUGCUCAAUACCCGUA